CUCCAUCAAAUCUCCGCCGUGAACAACUUCAUCACACCUCAACGUCGUCUCUCUCCAUUGUCCGCUUGACUCGGCUUGCCUUAGGAAACACAUGGCGGCUGGCUGCCAACACCAUGCUUCAUCCAUGUCUUCGCCCACCUUCUUGCUAGCCUCGCUAAAAAAUCUGCGGGACCUCACCACCACCAUUCGGACUCCAGAAGCCUUUCAACGCCAUUUUCAAUAUCAAAUCCUCUUAACUGGGAACGCCAUGGGAAAGCUGACGUAUACGACCUGCCAUGGCUCCACUCCAUUGCCGGACACUAGGAAACACGCUACUUCUCCAGCUUUACUGCAUCUUGAUGCUCCUGUGCUUCUUUGGGGGUGCGAAACAUCGGUAUGGUAUUUGGAAAACACGCGAGCUUUGUGCAACUCAGGGUACAGGCGCCAAAAGCUUGUUGAUCCAUUUGUUCAGUAUGACGGCCAUCUUCAGGCCCGAGUUGUCGGGGUUGAUCUGAUUCCGGUUCGGCCAGUCGCCAGCCCGCAAUUCUCCCCGUCAACCUCAACCACCUACUCCUCCUAACCUAUCCUAACGCUUUUCGUUUUGGGUUAUUCCUGCUCUAGCAAGUCCCGUCCUUGCAGAUCGGUCUUGGCUUAGGCGUCAUGGGGAUCCGGCCCACUCUCCUGUCUCAAUGUAGCCAAAACUUUUGAUUUGCUGGUUGCAGCUACUACACGACCGGGUCACCGGUUUGCUCGCACUAGAGUCCCAUCACAGCCUGGUGCUUGCAUUCUGAAUAUUCUAUUCCAGGAGUAUUCCCCAGUUGAAUAGCUUAUGACUGCAGCGACUAUGGUGGCGACGCCACUACAUUGGGCAGUCAGGAAAUCCGAACCAGGGGUGAACCCGUAGCAAACACGACAGAACACGAUAGGAUGGCUAUGGCAGCUGUCGUUCC
This is a messenger RNA of Lindgomyces ingoldianus, 929 nucleotides long. RefSeq lists its product as uncharacterized. NCBI's taxonomy places the organism in Eukaryota, Fungi, Ascomycota, Dothideomycetes, Pleosporales, Lindgomycetaceae. The transcript has a single exon. The record is from RefSeq and is a predicted model, not a curated record. Bases 92 to 559 code for a protein of 155 amino acids.